Messenger RNA from Populus euphratica (Euphrates poplar), 1366 nucleotides. Its product is annotated as carotenoid cleavage dioxygenase 7, chloroplastic-like. Gene Ontology annotation, cellular component: chloroplast stroma. The record is from RefSeq and is a predicted model, not a curated record. NCBI's taxonomy places the organism in Eukaryota, Viridiplantae, Streptophyta, Magnoliopsida, Malpighiales, Salicaceae. The transcript has 6 exons. The coding region runs from base 85 to 1155 and encodes 356 amino acids. Gene Ontology annotation, biological process: carotene catabolic process. Gene Ontology annotation, molecular function: 9-cis-epoxycarotenoid dioxygenase activity.
UUAUAUAUUAAUGUUUGUGUUUUUGCUGACUAUAGGAGUGUUUUUCUCUUCUUCUGAAAAAUUACUUGCACAGGAGUGUUUAAAAUGCCACCAAAGAGAUUGUUGUCCCAUUAUAAACUCGAUGCUAAAAGGAACAGACUGAUUACUGCUUCAUGCAAUGCCGAGGACAUGCUACUGCCCCGCAGUAAUUUUACUUUUUAUGAAUAUGAUGAAAAUUUCAAGUUGUUGCAGAGACAAGAAUUCAACAUUCCCGAUCAUUUGAUGAUCCAUGACUGGGCAUUUACAGAUACUCAUUACAUAUUAUUCGCCAACCGCAUUAAGCUUGAUGUCAUCGGAUCAAUGACUGCUAUUUGUGGACUAUCUCCGAUGAUAUCAGCUUUGUCAGUGAAUCCUAGCAAGUCUACCUCUCCCAUCUACUUGCUUCCCCGAUUUCCUGAGAAAUCACCCAGCAAUAGAAACUGGAGAGUGCCAGUGGAAGCACCUUCAACAAUGUGGCUGCUACAUGUUGGCAAUGCUUAUGAGGCCAAAGAUGUCAAUGGAAAUUUGCAAAUUCAAAUACAUGCUUGCAUUUGCUCCUACCAAUGGUUCAAUUUCCAAAAACUAUUUGGAUAUAAUUGGCAAAAUGCUAAGCUAGACCCUUCUGUUAUGAACGUGAAGGAAGGUGGAGAUGAGCUACUGCCCCAUCUUGUUCAGGUUUCUAUAAAUUUGGAUGCUGAUGGGACCUGUCAAGAAAGCAGCGUUGAACCCUUGAAUCAGUGGAGCAAGCCAGCAGAUUUUCCUGUCAUAAAUCCUGACUUCUCUGGUAAUAAAAACAAGUAUGUUUAUGCAGCAAGUUCUUCAGGCUCACGCCAAACAUUGCCGCAUUUCCCUUUCGAUAUGGUGGUGAAGCUAAACUUGUUAGACAAAUCUAUCCAUACAUGGACCGUUGGUGCGAGGAGGUUUAUCGGGGAGCCUAUAUUUGUUCCAAAAGGAAGGGAAGAAGACGAUGGAUAUCUUCUGGUAGUGGAGUAUGCAGUUGCAAUACAAAGGUGCUAUCUUGUAAUUUUGAAUCCGAAGAGGAUAGGGAAAGCUGAUGCACUCGUAGCAAGAUUAGAGGUCCCCAGGCAUUUAAAUUUUCCACUUGGUUUCCAUGGUUUUUGGGUCAACGGUUCUUAAUCCAAUCAGUUAAAAAUGCUAUAUUCUGAGAUCAUCAUUUUAAUCAAUAUAGCUGUGAUAUUCAUUCCUACAGACCUGGUAGAUUCCUGGUUAAGCAAAUGAUAUCUAUGCAUGUAGAUGAAAUCAAUCAUAGAAGAUGUUAGCACAUCAAAUAUCUGUGUUUUUUGGAUUUUAAAAUUUAAAUGUAAGUGAUUCGUACCAGGCUUGUGAA